AUGGAAGGAAUCCAUGCCCGCGGCCCACUCCUGGUUGUUACGGCUAUUCUAACUGGUAAGUACCAUGGUCUUCCAGGGUUGGGGACUGUUCAACGGCAUCGCUUGACAGGUCGAGAUGGAGUUGAGUGGCGUGAGAUAGCGGGAAGACCGUCGUGCGCUGAACCGGCCAUUUGCCGUGGGCCAACGCGCGAAUGGCAGAUGCAGGCAUCAGCCAAGCAUGCUGGUGGUCACUGUAAGUCUUCUAAGAUGGGCGCUGAUUUGAUGCUGACCGGAGAUUUUCACGGCGGCGACCCAAGCCGGUCAGCGACAAGGUACUACACCACACUCAACCCUGGUACACCGGAAGUCACAUCGUUUAUUGCCCCCAUCACACAGAACGAAAUGGACAUUUGCCUCGAUCCACUCUCACAACGGCCAGACAUGAUAUACUUUGUUCCUUCGCGUACCUUUCACACGACCAGUGACAUCCCCGAAGCUACAGGCCGCACACAGCAGCUGAGACCGAGGACUAAACCCGCCAGGAAAGAAGCCACGGUCGGUCGGUCGGUCGGUUGGCGCUGCAGGAACUGGGGCGCCAUCAUGCUCAUGCGCCAGGGAUUUUCAGCUGAACGUGUGAAUGCUACGAGUUCCACUACAGAAUUAGGCUUGCAGCUCGACUAUUUACUUGGGAUUCGAUAG
This is a messenger RNA of Aspergillus neoniger CBS 115656, 678 nucleotides long. RefSeq lists its product as uncharacterized. Lineage: Eukaryota; Fungi; Ascomycota; Eurotiomycetes; Eurotiales; Aspergillaceae. The record is from RefSeq and is a predicted model, not a curated record. The transcript is spliced from 5 exons. The coding region runs from base 1 to 678 and encodes 225 amino acids.